This is a messenger RNA of Penicillium olsonii, 4086 nucleotides long. Lineage: Eukaryota; Fungi; Ascomycota; Eurotiomycetes; Eurotiales; Aspergillaceae. The record is from the annotation of a GenBank genome assembly.
AUGACUGCGAGCGAACAAUCUCCCGCGCCGAAUGCGCUGGGCUCUUUGGCCAGAGUCUCCAUCGCUGAGCUAUCUCCCGACCUUGACCAACCGGAGAACAAAUCGAUCCUCGCAGCGGUGACCCUGGUGUGGCCCUACUCGUCUUCACACAGGUCUCUGAGUCUUCUGCUAGCAGAGCCGGAUUUCCGCCUUCGACGCUCCCAAGGGCAAGUCAAGGUCACAUUCCAUGGACACGUUGCAGAAAAGGUCGCAGAAUCACAUGUGGGAAUCGGCGACAGCAUUCGCCUAGGUUUGGAUGGCUCCAAUCUGGUUUCCAACGAAGCCAAUCACUCCGCACAGCAGACACCAGGCAAAUCAAUCGGGUGGGAUGUCCACUUUGAAACCGGCGUGUGCCUUGAGGUCCUCCGACCAUCCCAAUCCUCGCUGAUCGUAAAUGUCGAGCACGCGACAUACGCGACAGCGCCGCAGAAAGCCGAACUUGCGCCGCCCGCAACACCGACUAAGGUCGAUAUCGGCUCUGCACAUGAUUUCGCUUCCAACACAGGAUCGUGGGGGUCGCCUGCAUUUCUGAAGCCAUCUCGGCCUUCCUUCGGAGGCACCAACCGACUCGCAUUCGACCCUUUCGCUGAAGACGAUGGAUUUGUGCCCGGGAAGGGAAGGAAAAAACCCAGAUACAGUCUACAAAGAGAAGAUUGGCGGAUUGUAGAUGAACCGGAUAGCUCGCCUGAGCAAGAAAAGGCCUUGGAUUGGGAACAAGCUCUGGAACAGGAGCUCGAUCAGGCAGAGUUGGACUUCAACUCUGCCGGUGAUGAGUUACAAAAUAAUCCUCCGGAUGUCUCAAAUCCCGAGAGUAAAUCAGAACCACAGGUGCCAUCGCCAGUGUUUGCAAAACCUUCACUUGAGCUCACUGGGAGUAUCCUGGAAAGGCGCGCCGAGGAGUCAAACAAUGCCAUGAUCCAAGAAAUCCGGGAUGCACAGGUUCACCUUCCGACGGAUACGCCAAAAAUCCGGCCUAUUCCUUCCCCUGGAUUGCCGGUUCCUUCGCCGCUCGUAUCCGAUCACGUCGGUCUAACUGAUUAUUUCCCAUCGUGGACAUCAUCAGAAACUCAAGAGAUCAGAUCCGUCGCGACUGAGGUUGCAACACCCUCUGUCUCGUUUGUUGAGACAAGUGAAAUCGAAACCGACCCCAUUGCGUCCCAGCAAACAGAACUGGCCGAAGAAGAUAUUGAUACAGUAAACACAAAUGUCUUUGGCGAUGUCUUUUCAUCGCGAAUCGAGACAGAAUCUUACUCAGACCCUCACUAUCUACCAGAGGGACAGGAUGAGAGACCGGCCGACACUUUCUCCACAUUGAUUACUGAACAAGGCUUCGCCAGUAAUAACGAUCAGUUUGAUAAUUCAAGCAACAGUAUCCAAAGGGCUGGCGAAGCGCUACAGGAAGAAGAAGAGGAAGCUCUUGAGGCCAUGGAACAUCUUGUACCCACGCAGACUGGUUUCGAACCUGAAUCCGUUGGUGCAGCCACAGGUGAAGCCGAAUCCGAAGAUCCCCAAUCGCUGGGAGAGGAUAUCGUUGAUAUUUGUGAACAAGAUAUCGGGAGUGAUACAGUACAUGUUGGCCCCGACGUCGAAGCCGACAUUGAGGAAGAUUCCGAGUCGGACCUACAAUCGGCAGAGGACACACACCUUGCAACAGAAGUUGAUAUGGACGCGCUUCAUGCUCUUCAAAGCAUGAGAGAUCUACGAGAAAGAGAGUACUUAGAGAGGGGAGGCCCUUCACAAAAGGAAAUCGAAGGUGGACAUGAUGUUUAUGAUCCCUCUGUGGUCACAGGAGGGCCUAGUCGCUCACGCGAUGAAACCCCUUCUGCAAAAGAUGAUGAAAUGGUCGAUGAAGAAGAUAGACACAUCACCCAACCAGGGGACUAUUAUGACUCUGAAGACGAAUAUGACGAGGAGGCUUCUCAAUACGGACAAGGCGAAUACGGUUCCGACGAAUCUGACAUUGAUGAUUCCGAGCAGGAAGACCCCACCUCUUCCCAGCCUCAGCCCGCCCAAUCUCAGGAAGUCAUCGUGUUAGACAGCGACAGUGACGACGACGCCGCCUCUGAACCCCCAAGAAGGCCUACCGUGCACCCUUCAGAGCAAGAUGAUCGAUCAUCAUCUCGUUCCGGGUCACCUGAAUCCGCUGUUGCCUCGGAUAAUACCGACUCUGCCAUGGAUGCCGAGCUAGCACGGCCACGGGAUUUAAAUUCAGAGAAUGGCGAUUAUUCAGUCAGCGAGGAUGAGUCUCACGGGGACGAAAGCGAAGAAGAUGAUGGCCGUGGCCCAUCGUACGAUGGGUCGGACGAUCGAGUCCACGACAGUGACAAGGAUGAUGAAUCCGCGGCGGACAUGUCUGAUGAGGGUCAGAAUGAGCUAGAUAUUCGCGCCAACGACAGUGACAAGGAUGAUGAAUCGACAGCAGCGAUUUCUGAUCAAGGUCAGAAUGAGCUAGAUACCCGAGUCCACGACAGUGACAAGGAUGAUGAAUCCGCGGCGGACAUGUCUGAUGAGGGUCAGAAUGAGCUAGAUAUUCGCGCCAACGACAGUGACAAGGAUGAUGAAUCGGCUGCAGCGAUUUCCGAGCAGAACGAGGAUGAGCGAGAUUCUCCAUACAACGAUGCGGACGCGAGCGAAAAUGCAGAAUUGGCGCCAUCGAUUUCUCAGCAGGAUGAGAAUGAGCACAUGAGGGACACAGAUUUCAUGCAAAGCGUCAAUGAUGAACGAGAUCAGCCCGUCACCAAACUCGAGUCGCCAAAUCAAGACCAAAGCUCCAACGAAACCAAUGAUACCCCGAUGGAUUACGACCAAGACCUGGCAGAUAAUACAGUUUACCCGGAUAAUCGCACUGAGCAAGACACACAGCCUGACGCCACGAAGUUUGUCCCGAAAUUCUACAGUUUGGAUGGAGCGGCCGAAUCUCACAUAGCUCCUGCUUCUGCUGCUGAAGAUGACCAAGCGGAUCCCGUCGACAAACCCCCGCGUGAAAUGGCCCCAGAAUCAACUCAAGAGACUACCACUCUUGGGCGGGCUUCUGGUUCGGAGUUUGAGACCACAUCCGCGAUUGAUCAAGACGAAGUUCCUGUCGAACCGAGCAUCCCACUGCAGCCAUCGCCCUCUUCUACGUCCCCAAUGCUGGGCGAGGAUGGUGCAGCUGACCCAGUGGGCCACGCAGCAGGCAGUGAAGGCGAUGACAACAACGCUAGUGAUGCCAGGUCUGCCGUGGAACUAGUGCAGACCAUAGAAACUCCAGAGCGUCCGCUUACUGUCCCCCGGGUUGUGAUUAGCGCUGAUUCCACGAGAGAUCCAUCGGCGAUCGUGCAGCCCCCGACUCCUGGUCGUGAUGCAUCAGGUCUGCACAGUAAGCUCUCAUACUUUGCUCCCCUCGCUACCCUGGUUGAUCACCAGGAUGAUUUGGUCAAUACCAUCUCAGUUGUCCAAGCAGUCUCGCAGGCCACUCGACCCAAACCAGGCUCCAAAGAUUGGUUCGUGAGCGUCGACCUCACUGACCCGUCUAUGGCUGGAAUGACUCUGAAUGCCCAGAUAUUCCGCCGCAACAAGGCAACUAUCCCAAAUUUAAGCGAGGGCUCCGCAGUGCUGCUUCGUGACUUUCAAGUUCAUAGCCUCGAACAUAAAAUCACGCUUCUCAGUGUCGAAGCCAGUGCCUGGGCGGUUUUCGACGGCUCGGGCCCAGACGCUGAAGUGAACGAAAGCGAUGUCGAAUACGGCUCGGAGGAACGUGCCUAUGCAUCGGGUCUGCGUCGAUGGUAUAAUGAAGUGGGCUCCGCUAGCGUUGCGGACUACAUGCUCCAGGCGUCGAUUGAGAGGGAUAGCAUCGAUCGUGAGCUCUCGCCACCCAACAGUGAAGUGCCGAGUGAGCUUGGAAGCCCAAGUUCCAAACGUGGGUCACGGCGCAGGCGACAAAGCAACCGCCAAGUCGCAAUUCAUGAGCUACGGGAUGGUACUCGUUAUACCGAGGCUGGAUCCCCCAACAGUCGGAAUAGCAGUGUCCACGAACUAAGGGACGGUACUCUGUAUGCGAACAUUUGA